Messenger RNA from Kogia breviceps (pygmy sperm whale), 734 nucleotides. RefSeq names its product vesicle-associated membrane protein 5. The record is from RefSeq and is a predicted model, not a curated record. Gene Ontology annotation, cellular component: plasma membrane. NCBI's taxonomy places the organism in Eukaryota, Metazoa, Chordata, Mammalia, Artiodactyla, Physeteridae. Gene Ontology annotation, biological process: Golgi to plasma membrane protein transport.
CCAGAAAGCGCGCCCCCCGCCCCCUCCAGGCAGGCCCCGCCCCGCUCUCCGCUUCCUCCUAGAUCCCUGGCACUGCGGCCGCUCGGGCAGAGGAGCCGGAGCGGCGAGGCAGCAGCGGCGGCGGCGAUGGCAGGGAAAGAGUUGGAGCGGUGCCAGCGGCAGGCGGAUGAGGUGACAGAAAUCAUGCUCAACAACUUCGACAAGGUCCUGGAGCGCGACGGGAAGCUGGCGGAGCUGGAACAGCGUUCAGACCAACUCCUGGACAUGAGCUCCGCCUUCAGCAAGACAACCAAGACUCUGGCCCAGAAGAAGCGCUGGGAGAAUGUCCGUUGCCGGAUCUACUUGGGGCUGGUAGUAGGCGGUGGUCUGCUCAUCCUCCUGAUUGUGUUGCUGGCCAUGUUUCUCCCACAAAGCAGCAAGGGCAGCAGUGCCCCACAGGCCCAUGAUGCAGGCGUUGCCUCAGGGCCUGGGGAAUGACACAGCUGGGCCUGGAAAAGAGGCCGAAUAGCCACACUGGUCGGUUCUGGUCUUCAGAGAACCCUGGAGUUUGCUCCCUUCUGAGCCACCCCAGUGAGCGUGGAAGGCAGCAGCAAUCUGUGCACCUUUGUUACUUCCUAUCACACGAGAGACUGGCCCUUGAGGGCAACCUGCUGUGCUGGCCAUGCCAGGGCAGCCCCACCUGGAGCUUAGUAAAAGCUGCUGUUGGGUUAAAAGCUGCUGUUUGGUUAAAAACU